GCGUCGCAGAUCUACCUAGCGGUCCUGAACGAGUACACCAACUGGAGCCACACUCCCCAGGACGACGAACGAGCCAUCAGGGAUCAGACGCUGCAGAUCCUGAGUGAUGCACAGAUCACCGCCCCGGUUCUUCAUAUGGCAGAUCUCCACUCCAAUAUCAACCAGAAGAGUUUCUUCUAUGUCUUCAACCACCAGAGUGUCUACGGAGACUACCCUGUGUCACAGGGAACGGUGCACGGGGAGGAGCUGGCCUACGUCUUCGGCGCUCCCCUGGUUGGAGGCUUCAACCACUUCGGUCUGAACUACACCCUGGACGAGGUCUUCCUCUCCGAGCUCGUCAUGACUCAGUGGACCAACUUUGCCAGGACCGGGAACCCCAACCUGCCGACCCCACAGCGGUACAAGAACCCAGGUGCUGACCUCAACUGGGAGGAGAACAUGAAGACUCUGUGGCCGCCAUAUGAGAAGCAGCUCCAACAGUACCUACACAUAGACAUGCAGGUGGUGACCAAGAACCACUACAGGGCCCAUCCACUCGCCCUCUGGAACCAUCUCAUCCCCAACCUCAUCAGGUCGACUCGCAUCCCCACGGACCCGAGCAACAGGCCCCCGUACACAGGCCCCACAGACAUCGUCCUCGUCCCCACGAGAUCACCUAGACUGAUGACCUCCACACAACAGCCGACCCCAGACCCUGACAAGGAUAAAAAGAGCAAAUUCCCGACAGAGUAUUAUCCUGGGACAUACCCAGAUUACCCAGACUUGCCGCCCACAGUCUUGCCCAUGUACCCGGCACCACCACCUCCACCGCCGCCACCACCAGCUGCUGCAGGAACGCCUAUCAGCAUCGUCAUUUUGGUGGGAAUUGCCAUUCUUUUCAUCAACUGCUGUGCCAUGGGAGGUGUGUAUUACCAGAGGGACAAGAUCAGACACCAGUCAAGGCUACUGAGGAAAACUCUUCGGCCGCGUAAAGCUGAGGAUUCCGACGAGAAAGUCUCUGACGUCACCGCUUCAAACACUGCAAAGGACAAGUCGCAUAAGAAGAAAGGUAGCAGAAGUGACUACGAAGUGAGUGAUGAGAUACAUUCGGACACUGUGUCUCAUGCAUCAGCAGUGUCCAGAGAAUCGAGCAUGAAGAGGAAACAUUCACAGGCUGCACACGAUACAUCCUCUAAGCAAGUGACUCCCAAGGGCUCUCUUAAGGGUGCGAAAAGUCCUAAGAGUGGACACAGGAGACACAAGAGUGAGAACUCCAUCUACAGCGAGAUCGCUAAGACAGCUGAAGUUGUCAUACACGCUGACGCGAGAGGACCCUCGCGUUCCUCAUCCCGCAAGAACCCAACCGUUACUUUUAACACUCUGGGCACCAGGAUGCCCCCCAAGGCCCUCACCAAGAGCACCACCUCCAUUACAUCUAAGGCAUCCAUCAAGAGCAACACCUCCCAUGCAUCUGUCAAGAGCACUACAUCACAUUCCUCCAUCAAAAGCACUUCAUCAGAAAAACGUCUUAAAAAGAAUGCGAGUUGCCAGAGUUUACCAACAGCUGAGUACACUUGGGGCAUAACUCGGGAGAUGACGAUGACUGAGAGAGAUGAUCCUGAGGGCCGGGAUGACCAACAUGGCCCUGCUGAUAGACAGCAGGCACUCGUAGCAACGCAAAAACUCAAUUACCCAAAAGUGAGGCCAGACCGACCUGAAGGUAUCCACGCUGCAACCUUACCAAAGAUGAGACCUCCUCCCCCUCCCCGGUCGACCUCCCUCACUGCUCGAGAUAUACAAGAACUGGAGAACAGAAUACACGUUGUUUACCGGAAAAAGAGAAAUCCACGUAGAGAUGUUUCUACGGACUCGUGUGAUCUUAGUGCGAUAGAUAACAUUUACUUAAUGGGUACAGAUGCACCGCCGCCAGGUUCCAUGUACGGGGCGCCCGCUGCCACAGCUACAGUAAGUAGAUCACGCCCUCGUAAGAGUGACGGAACUCCAGAUUAUGGACAUACCAGCGCCUCAGUAGACUAUGUCCGUUCAGGGCCAUCAGGUGAAUAUGGACGGCCAACUAUUGGCAUGGAUUAUGGAAAGCCUGUGGCUGUAGCGGACUACGGCCGUCCAGGGGGCGGACACAUGUAUGGUGGAUACCCAACUUAUGAGCAAACAUACACCUACAAAGAUAAUAAUAUCCUCUCUUCCCAAAAACCAACUUCACCACAGCCUGGAGAGCAAAAGACAUUCGGGCCGUACGGAGUGCCUCGCGUGCAAAUGGCCACCUUCGGCAAGACUAAUAGCCAUUCUCCAGGAGAUGGUGCGACUGAACCAGAGAAAACACAGGCACGCCCGACUUACGACGGCAGUACUUCUUAUACAUCAACGCCUAGUGCUGCAGCAGCAGUCACGGCAGCAGCACAUACUGCAUUGGCUGCUGCUACAGCACCAGCAUUUGUUGGUGCAUCCAGCACCACCAGAAGUGCUCCCCGAGGUACUGUCUGUCCUGCACCACCACCCGCUGCUACACGCACCAUGGCCCUACGCCAACAGUCCUCCACUACCUCGGGCUCCGACACAGGGACAGUUUAUGAGCAGAGUGAAAACACUGGAACAAUAAAACGUAGAAAAUCAAUAAAAAAAGAUAAUGUGACUCAGCCCGUGGUCACCCCUGAACCUGAAAAAACUUACGAUAAGCCACUGAAAGGUGUGUUAAAACAAACUUCUGCUUAUGACAAACCCAAACCACUAAUGGCAAAAGCCCCUGGUGCGUCCCCCAGCCCGUCAGCGUCGAGCCUGAGCAGCAGUGGCACCAGCAUUGAGGUCUGCAGCGUAGUCUGCGAACCAGCAGCCCAAGACCCCCUUCACAAGACCCCCUCCAUGAGGAAAGGCCUUCGGGUGGCCACCCCAGGCAUUAGACGAAAGAAUAAAAACGAUAACCAGACCACCACAACACUAAUGCAGACAGACUCCCCGAAGUGAGUCGUUAGUGUACAUUGUUAAGAACUAUCCUUGUUGAUUCCGUGUUCCUCGGGAAUUAUAUCUGUGGAGUCAAGUGUUGGUCGUAUCCAUCACAAUGAAGACUCGUCAGCUGGAUUUCCUUGCAAACGCUUGAAAGAUUAAAUAAAAAAAAAGACUCAGGAUUUUGGUACAUUUAAGGUUUUCAUAUCCGUUGUAACAUGUGAAAGGAGGCACUGAUGGUCUCGUAUUAUGAUUGUUGUUAGUCCAUCCAGAUGUCUUUUAUUCCUAAACACCAGCAGUCCAAUUUCCCUUGUUUUGGAGGCACGGCGGUCCCUGCAACACACACCACCACCAUAGCAGGGAUUAGCGGGCCAGGCAACACACUUGGACGGCUUGGCUGUCCCUGCAACACAGUGUGCAUCAGCAGAGAGAGACAGUUAAAGCAAUACAUUAGAUAGCUUGGCUGUCCCUGCAACACAGUGUGCCUCCACCCUAUGUGUUGUAACGGGUCACGAAUGGUUCCUAGAUGGUGUCUAUUUUUUACUCUUUAAAAGAUUUUGUAUUCAUAUAUGCCUAUGAGGUGUUUGUAUGUUAUAAUCCUUCAGUCUAAGGAUGAUGUCAUACUCCAUAAUGUUGAACAGCAAAAAUAUACAAUCCCUGUGUUCAUUUUGGGGCAGUUCAUUUUAUUUCCGGAAGGAUUUUCCCCUCCAUGUGUUAAUUAUAAAACAGUAAUGUCAAUGACAUAUAUUAUAGCCCUGCAAAAACUAUUUCAAACACAGUCAUUGUAAUUGUUUAAGAAUGAGAUCAUACCUAUAUGCAUUAAAAUAAAUAAAUCUUACAAAAAUACUUUUUUUUAUUAGAACAAAUCAUUAAUCUUUGAUUUAAAUAUUGUUUUACGAUUACAGUUUUAAUCAAUUCAUUGAAAGGUAGUUGUUGAUCUGGCAAACGACCCGUCCUCAGACCAAGUCCAUUCCAUCCAGCGGUCGACCCCAAAGACGCAUUCAUCAAUUUUAACAUUCUGCUCAUUCAAAACAG
Molecule: messenger RNA, 3972 nt
Organism: Procambarus clarkii (red swamp crayfish)
Lineage: Eukaryota; Metazoa; Arthropoda; Malacostraca; Decapoda; Cambaridae
Biological process (GO): presynaptic membrane assembly; modulation of chemical synaptic transmission; postsynaptic membrane assembly
Cellular component (GO): postsynaptic membrane; cell surface; plasma membrane
Molecular function (GO): signaling receptor activity; neurexin family protein binding
Source: RefSeq, a predicted model, not a curated record